Scleropages formosus (Asian bonytongue) is the source of this 9765-nucleotide messenger RNA. RefSeq names its product apoptosis-associated tyrosine kinase b (gene lmtkb). Lineage: Eukaryota; Metazoa; Chordata; Actinopteri; Osteoglossiformes; Osteoglossidae. Bases 517 to 5604 code for a protein of 1695 amino acids. The transcript has 14 exons. Gene Ontology annotation, molecular function: protein tyrosine kinase activity; ATP binding. The record is from RefSeq and is a predicted model, not a curated record. Gene Ontology annotation, biological process: peptidyl-tyrosine autophosphorylation; brain development.
CCGCGGUGCGACCGGACGCCGCGAGCCACUGCAGUGACGCUGCCACGUGCACCGCCGCAUACGUUCGCUGACGUGCGUCGCCGCGUCCCGGCCGGCGCGCUCUGGGAGCGGGCGCCUCGCGGAUUUUUCUCUCUUUCCAUUCGCCCUCCCUUGGCGGGAGAGCCGCGCUCGCGCGCUGCGCGCUUUGGUGCAGAGACGAGGGAGCGCGAUGGCGGACUGAGUGCGGGAGCGGCGUCGCGCCGAGACGCACCGAGAGACACUACCGGGGCGUUCGCAGCAUGACAAAACGAUUCCGAAAAAAGGAACAAAAGCUCACAGCCCCCCCGUCCGACGAAAAGAGCGCCAGCCAGAUGCGAGGCAAUUGGAACGGAAAUUUCUGUCGACAUCUGUUCCUUAAUCUGCGGCAUUUUUAAUUAAUUUAUUUUUUUUAAAUUAUUUAGUUGGUUUGAAUGGAAAAAAAGAUGGACAGUGGUCUUCGAGCGAGGCGGAACACGGGACGUUUGAGCCCGUGAAGCGAUGCCCGGUGUUUUCUGUGCGCCGUCGCCGUCCGGCGCGAGGAGGAGCGGGAAGAUCAUGCGCGCCACUGCCGCUCCCGCUCCAGCGCUCGCGCUCGGGCUCGCGCUCAUGUCCUCGUGGCUCGUGAGCCCGGGCUUCGCCUUCAGCUCGCAGCUCGACUCAGAUGGCGCCCCUCUGAGCGAGCUCUCCUGGUCCUCCUCUCUGGCUGUGGUGGCCGUUUCCUUCUCUGGCCUCUUCACCUUUGUCUUCCUCAUGCUGGCAUGCCUGUGCUGCAAGAAGGGGGACAUCGGCUUCAAGGAGUUCAAGAAUGUCGAGAGCGAGGACUACCAGGGCGACUUCUCCACCCUCGGCUCCCCUGCCUCACAGUCCGGCCCCGAGGUUUACAUCCUGCCCCUGACUGAGGUCUCGCUUCCUGUCUCAAAGCAGCCUGGUAGAUCAAUUCAGCUGCUUAAGUCCAAUGAUCUGGGUCGUCACAGUCUGCUCUACCUGAAGGAGAUUGGCCAUGGCUGGUUUGGGAAGGUUCUACUGGGCGAGGUGAAUGCAGGGCUCAGCACCAUGCAGGUGGUGGUGAAGGAACUGAAGGCCAGCGCCAGUGUGCAGGACCAGAUGCAGUUCCUGGAGGAGGUUCAACCUUUCCGAGCCCUCCAGCACCCAGCCCUUCUGCAGUGUCUAGCCCAGUGCACCGAGGUCACGCCCUACCUGCUGGUCAUGGAGUUCUGCCACUUGGGGGACCUGAAAGGCUACCUGCGCAGCUGUCGGGCUGCCGAGUCCGUGACCCCAGAGCCCCUGAUUCUCCAGCGAAUGGCAUGUGAUAUUGCCUCUGGCCUUGUGCAUCUUCACAAACACAGCUAUGUCCACAGCGACUUGGCGCUGAGGAACUGCCUGCUCACUUCAGAAGUGACCGUGAAGAUCGGCGACUAUGGGCUGUCCCACAACAAGUACAAAGACGACUACUUUGUGACAUCAGACCAGCUUUGGAUCCCUCUUCGCUGGAUAGCCCCGGAGAUUGUCGACGAGGUCCAUGGCAACCUGCUGGUGGUAGACCAGACCAAGCCCAGCAAUGUGUGGUCCCUGGGGGUGACGAUCUGGGAGCUCUUUGAAUUGGGCAACCAGCCGUACAGGCUCUACUCAGACCGCCAAGUACUCACGUAUGCUGUGAAGGAGCAGCAGUUGAAACUGCCCAAGCCGCUGCUCAAGGUGCCACUGUCUGACCGCUGGUAUGAGGUGAUGCAGUUCUGUUGGUUGCAACCAGACCAGAGGCCUACAGCAGAGGAAGUGCACCUGUUGCUGAGUUACCUGUGUGCCAAGGGUGCUAGUGAAGAGGAGGAAGAUUUUGAGAAGCGCUGGAACUCUAUGAGGCCCAACAACAGCCACAGCAGCAGUGUCCCUGCAGCUGGCAUACCACCCUCAUCCUCAUCCUCCUUCCCACUUCUGGAACGCUUCUCUACAGGGGACGGCUACCAGCCUGAACCCGGUGACGAUGUCCUGACCGUUACCGAGACCAGUCGUGGGCUCAAUUUUGAAUACAAGUGGGAGCAGGCACGGCACGAAGAGCCCUACCAUUCAUCCUCUACCAGCGGACCACUGGGUCAGGGGAACCCACACUAUCAGGACAUUUACUACCCCUCUGUCAAUGGGUGUGGGGUAGAUGGGCUCACCUUGGGGGUCUCACCAUCCUACUAUGAGUCAAAACAGCUGCACGCUCCUGGGGUUGUCCCAGUGCUGAGCGCACACAGCCCCUCAGUUGGCAGUGAGUAUUACAUCCGCAUUGAGGAACCUGUGGAUUGUCACCUUGACCUAGAUUACACCAUGUGCCCGUACAGCCCUGGGUUCGAGGGUGGCAGUGAUGGAAACUUUGUGGUUGGUAGCGGCAAUCCAACUGGCUGUGUCAGCUGCCCUCCUGAGGCCCAUCCUGGCUCCUACUGGUCGGCAGAUAUGCACAAAGGCGGUGCCUAUGAUUCAGACAACAGUCCAGCUGUCUCUCUUAUCAUGGAACCUCUGCUUGGUCAGGUGUGCAGUCCCAUGCAGCCCUGGGAGUCAAGUCACUAUAUAUCUUACAAGGAUAGAGAUGGGGGCUAUUACUACGAACCUUCACCUUCAAUAGGGGUGGAGCACUACCUGAUGGAGGACCAUGCAGAACCUCUGCAGGAGAGCUGGGGGUCACGCAGCUUGCGUCAAGCACUGGGUGAACUAGAGAACCCACUUGGCAUCUCACCAUCCCUUGGUGACCCCCGGCAAGGAUACGAUGACCCUUGCAUGGCAGGAGAGUGCUACUACGACAUGAUGGGUUCAUUGAGGAAGACCAUGCCUGGGGCACACACAGUCAACAUCAGCAUUGAGAGGGAGGGCAACCUUUUUGGGGGCCAGCAGGACAGUGAUUUGGAUGAAGAUGACCUCUUUGCAGAGAGGGAAUCCAGAACUUGGGCAUCCAACCACUCGGCAAACAACAAUAGCUUGAAUUUUGACCGAAGACCAGUGAGCUGCGGUCAGGACACCUAUGUGGACUACCACUACACUUUGCCUUCCACUGAUGUGGAAGACCUGUGGCCUCAGAUGGGUAUUAAAGAGAAUGCUGCAUUCCGUUCCGACAAUCCUCUCGGCUAUCCGGAGGCCAUGCCAAAGGAUAAUGCCUACCACACCUUCAGCAAACACCAUGCGCUGAUUAGCUCCAGGGAGUGCAAUACCUGCAUCUACUUGUGUCAUGAAGGCAGGGAGGACAUUAUAUCGCCAGUGAAGUGUCACCAGGGUGUAAGCGUUCCACAAUUUGUAGAUCCCCUUGCAGGUGCAGUGGUCAGGAAUUACACCAUUAAUGACUAUGUGAGAGGGAAGAAAAUAGAGCCUAAUGUAGCCAAGGAUGAGGAUCCGCCGACCUCAUCCAUCCCACAUGUUCAAGAGAAUCUUUUCUCAAAACCCCAGCCAUCAGACACUGUCACAAACCCAGUGCCAGAACACCAACCUGAAACUACUUCAGACUGCAAAAUUCCUGUGAAAAAGUCAAACCAUGAACAAGAGGCAUCACGUGGCGAAGACACCAAACUCAUGACCCAAAGCAUCCAUGUCACAUUAGGGAAGCCCACCCCCUCAGAUGCCAUCUUGGAGGGCAGCCAAGCCUUGGACAGUGGUGUGGAGAAGGACUGUUCUAAUGUCAGCCUAGUGGACAUCAGUGAUUGCAGUGAUGAUGACAUCACGGAUGUCACCUCAGGGAUCUUCACAGACAUUACCGUGGAUUGUGCAGAGACAGUAGAUUCCCCAGCCACCCGAAAAACUCUCCAAAAACAAGUAGGGACUCCAGACUCCAUUGAAUCCAUUGACUUGCCCUCUACAUCUGACUCUUGUGAGGUCUUCAACACUGUCUCUUUCCAUACCAGCCCACCUAAAGCCCUGGACAGCGGGUAUGACACGGAGAACAAUGAAUCUCCAGAAUUUAUGUUGAAGGAGCCUUACGAGCACCGGAACCCUGAUUUGUCUAUCCAACCCUCAAAGACAACUGGAUGCAUGAGCCCAGAAAUGGGAGACACCACAGAAAAAGCCAUUCUGUCAGCAGACGCAGAUUUGGACACCAUCUCCUUGUUGACCUCACAUAACAUCGAGGUUGACCUGACCAGCUUGAGCGAGAAGAACCCGUACAGGGAUUCCGCCUACUUCUCUGACUAUGACGCAGACAAUGAGCGGUUUUCCCGAGAUGAGGGGGAUGACUCAUUAGAUAAACUGGAGGGAGAAGACUUUGUAGAACGGGAGGCUGAGAAAGAGGCACAGGCAAAGCCUUCAGAACAAGAGGACCUGAGUCCUCCACAUUUACAGAUAGACGAAGGGGACUCCUCAGCUUGCCCAGAUGAAAGCAGAGACAUAAAUGCAGACACUAAGAAUAUGUCACCUCGAGGAGAACUCUCUGAGGCUGAUGUAAGCAGCUCAUCUUCAGCACCUGUACUCUCUACUCUCUCCCCCUCGCCUCCUGAAAUGGGUGGCUGCCUGACAAAGGAGUCCUCCCAAGACGAAGGCCUUGGGCUGGACUCCGAACACUCUGGCGAGGAGCCAUCCUCCGAGUGCUCCUCUUCCACAGUCUCUGUUGAGUCAUCGAGUCAACAGGAGCCCUCAACCUUGGGCAACUCUGGGAAAGAGCCAGAAGGGACAGAUUCCCUUGCCGAACCGCUGGUGUCUGACUCUACUAGUUUAGAUAGCAACACUGACACCCUCUUUGAAAUCAGAGACGAAGAGCCAAAGAAGAAAGAGGAUCCACAAGACCCUGUGAACCUCCAAGAGAAAAGUAAGGAGGAACAAGACGACAGCUCCUCUGCAACCUUGAGUGAAGGUCAGGGAGCCAAGGAGAGGGACAUGGAAGAUGAGGAACCCCUGGAGACUGCUGUUACUACCAAGAGCUCUUGCCCCUCCUCUCCUCCUCCACCCUUGCCUUCUAUGGAAGGCAGAGUCUCUCCUGCUGAUGGUGAGGAGGCUGACUCAGAGGACAGCGAAGAGUCCGAUGAGGAAUUACGCUGCUACAAUAUCCAGGAGCAAAGCGAAGAAAGCGAAGAGGAGUCUCCAACUGUACCCGUUGUGGUGAGCGACCGCAGCAAUGCCCAGCACCUCCGUAGCCUCCUCAAGAUGCCCAGUUUGCUCAGCGAGUCCUUCUGUGAGGAGCUGGAUCGCAAGAAAAAGGCAGUCUCAUUCUUUGAUGAUGUCACAGUGUACCUUUUUGACCAGGAAAGCCCAACUCGAGAGCUGGCGGAGCAUGGCUUUCCUCCUGGGGCAGAGUCCUGCGGGCGGGGCUCUGGGGCUGUGGAGCCAUGCCCUCAAGAUCGAGUCAACACCUCUGAUGAUUCCUCAGAUGGGAACAUCUCAGAAGAAAGUGGAGGCUUUGAAUGGGAGGAUGAUUUUCCUUUAUUGCCCAGCGCAUCCUCUAUGACAACCUGUAGUUCAGAGCCACAGAGGGCCCCCAGCCAGCCCCCUACACCCCCUGAGCUCAAGCCAGCAGCGCAGUUCUCCCGGUUCACCGUCUCUCCUUCCAACGUUUCCCGCUUCUCCAUCACACAUGUGUCCGAUUCCGACAUGGACUCCGUGGGAGGAAGCAGUGAAGAUGGAGAGAGAGAGUGAGCCAGGGAAGAAAGGCCCCUAUGGAGACUGUGUUUCCAGGGUCCCAAGUCCUGUUUUCUUCUCCAAUUUUGUUUUUGCUGUUUUGUCUGGCGGUUUGUGGACUUUGUGCCUCUGGAACCAGUGGCCAAGCAUCCCGACAGUGCCUCCUGAAGCUAGCAGACCCCCAAGUGGAAUACCCCUACCCAACUACAAAAAGACAGCUAGGGGAGGACAAAGCAAUGUAUAUUUUUCAAAAAUUAUAUUUAUAGUAUCUUAAUCAAUCCAGAAUACAGUUAUUUAAUUCGUCAUGAAAUAAGUGGAACACUAAAGAACUGUUCCUUUUGCCAUUAUGACUCAUACGUGGAACAAUCGCUCACCCUGACCAGGGGUUCCAUCUGAUUCUAGAAAUGCCCUCCCCCCCCCAUCCACAAAGCAAAGAGUGGGGCAAAAGUGAACAGGGGAGAUGUGAACCCUUAAGGAGAGUGGAAUGCUCACAGCAUGCUCAUUAGCCUCUUACAAAUGGAAGAAUAUGUUCAGGUUUGAAUAUUUCCUUUAGAAACAUUUAUAAGGAGGUGGUUUUAGUACACUAGAAAAAGCCCAUUCUCCCUGCCAAAAGUUGUAAGGCAGCGAUGUUUCUGUACACAUUCCUUCUGUUUUUGCUGUGGCUACAUCACAGGCUCUUUGGCAUCAGCCUUGCACCUAUUUGGUCCAGGAAACUAAGAUUGUUUCAGCAAUCCAGUGGAGACCUGGCCCCACACACAGGGAACCAGCAAACAGCAGGACACCAGGAAACACAUCUGUUCCAACUCUCGGAAGGAUACCCGGAAACACAACCUGUUCCAACUCGCGGAUGGACACCAAGAAACACACCUGUUCUAACAAUCUGAGAAACUCCUAAUGCAAUGGAUCUUACAGGGGAAACCUACCAGAUGAGUUUAGGGAGUCGUGUUCUCACAUUUCGUCUAAAAUUGAGGGCCCAGUGCUUGAAACACACCACUUUGGUUACCAUGCACAGGUCACCCAUGUACAUGUACCUUUUCUCCACUCGACCUGUGCCAUGGUCACCUCUUGCAGAAACGUGUCGUCCUAGAGACCCCUUCAUCUGCAGGUGUCUGGCAGGAGCCCAACUUUGUGGCAGACAAUCUGAGGGAGCUCUGCCUGGGAGCUCGGAUUUAUAGAAGCAAAAAAAAAAAAAAAAAAAAAAAAUAUGCUGCAUGGCAAAAGGGGGGGAAGGAACAAACUACAGCAGAUCACAUCAUGGCUUAGAUAGCAGGAAUUAUGGAGGAACUACAGUCCCCAGUGAGUGGACUCAUUUUUCAUCCUAAUUUGUCUAAUUCACAAUGGGAACACAGGUGGGGAACAUCCUAGAGGUUUUAGACAUAGGGCUGUUGUACCAUAUUCUAAAUUUUGUCUUAUGAUAAUGGGAGAAAAAAAAAACUGGAGAACACACUUAGAAAACUAUUAAAAACACAAAUACGUAAGCAUGGCUACAAACCAAUGUUUAAAAUCACAGAACAAAUGUUGAAAAUGGUAACCGAGUUAUUAAAGGUAUCGUUCUGAGCUAUUUACACUAUGUAACAUGAUCUUUCAGUGUUUACAUUUGUCAGUCUCCCCCACCCAACUUAUUUUGUGAAAAAACCGACAGAUCAGUUUUGAGAACAGUAGUGCUUUUUACAUGUUUUAGGAACACGUAUUACGUUACCUGGACAUUUUGACUGAUGCUCCCAAAAUGACGAUCUAGUCUCCUUCUCUGUCAGCCCAUGGACUUUUGUUUCUGUUUGCAGAGAGAGCUCUUCAAGCAGUUUGCCAGGGGCCUGCGAACCCAGGUCUCGUUCUACAAGCUGUGUCUUCUGUGUGCCGUUUGCCAUCUAGGUUCGAUAUCCUGUAUUUAUCUAGCACUGAUCUGGUUACACUGCAGUCUGUACUAUUUUUGUAAUUAAACAGGCUUUAGAAAUAUGACAUUUUACAAAGACAAAAAAUGCAGAAAAAAAAAAAAUCAUGUUGCCAAAGAGACGGAACAAACUUGCAUGACUUACCGGCAUCCCAGACCUGAUCAGUUGAGCUCGUAACUCAAAUGGAACCGAGCAACUGUAGUGAAUCGGCCGAGGGCGCAUCCUGGUCUCCUUUCCUCUCUCCACACAGUAUACACCUCUGUUUCACUUUCAUCAAAAUAAUGUGUUUCACACCUGCACAGCGGUUCCGUUUCUACACACCAUACAGCUUGCGCUACCACCUCACACAUGAUCAAUGACCACAAGGAGCGCUUUGAACAGCUUCUCAUCAUUUUAUUUAGGUAGGUAUUUGUAUAGAUAAAUCACAGCAAAGUUGAGAGACAGAGUGAACAAAGUGACGGGAUGAGCACAUAGAAAACAGUAGAAAACCACUUUGAAAAUUAGUUUACAAAUUGUUCACUUCAAUACAUAUGAGCCUUAGACUUCCCAUUGUUUGCUAAAAAUAGUCCAAAUGCCUACAAGCUCUUUUCAGUUGAGCAUCUGUAUAGGGUGAGGCCUGAAAAAGAUGGCUUUCGGCUGCGUCAGUGCAAGGGGAAAGGAUCCUUUGGCCGACUUACUAGCCGUAACAUAUCAUUCCGCACCAUUGAUACGCUGUGUAUGCCGACCCAAAGUUGUCCACAUCACAUUUAUAGAAACGGUUAAGAAAACAGCCCAGAAUCUACCGGCAUCCACAGAUGCAAAACAUACAUGGCACCAUUUGUACCAUCCACUGUUGGUUCUUGAGCAUCCCUGCCACAACAUUUGGAAGAAAAAAGAAAAUAAAACCAAAAAUAAUCGGCCGUAUUUGUUGCUCAGUAUUUUUAUGGCUUUUGAAAUUUGGAAAACGGAAAAGUUUUUACGCAUUUUAUUGCAAUACUGGAGACCUCAUCCUCUUUAAUUGUUCUUCUGACAGUUCUUAGAGUAAAUUGUUUCCCACUUUGAACAAGAGAGACAUUCAGCAAUCGAUACAUUUCAUGUGGAAAAUGUGCCAAUAUUUACAGUCUGUGUAAUAAAAGAAUUUCAGAUAAUUUUACCUAAAAUCACAGCAUCCUUUUUUCAGCAAUAAAAACUUUUUCAGUGCAAGGCGUUUUUUUUUUUCCUAGUAUCUUACAAUACUUUCCAGUUUUGAAGAUAGCAAUUUCACAAGUAAUAUCUGAACAAAUACAACACCUAAAUGUACAGGAGAAAAACAAACACUUUAACACUUGUUGAAAAGACAAGUAAGAGCAGAUGACAUGGCAGAUUUCUUGUUAAUGGCUGGUUCCUCUCCUCCUUCUUGGUAUCUGCACUAACUGUGCAGCACCUGGAUGUUUUACAGACCUGCAGGGUUCCAGACCAGCAGCAGCGGAAGGCACAGGAACAUUUGUUGAAGAACGCCCAGUUACUUAGCAGAUGCUUACGAUUGCCACAAUCCACCCCCAAGAGCACAGCUGGGCCGUUGCACUGAAGCAGAUCAGGUUAGGUACUUUGUUCAGUUACGCUAUGGAGAGCUCCUCCUGGAACUUGCAGAUAACAGGUCUGCCUCUUAACCGCUCAACUUCGAGACACUCGUCUUCAAAAAUACUUCUUUCCAUCCUACAACUGUCCACAACACUGUCAACCCUGCAAUUACAAUGUUUACCUGAGGGUCUGUUAAAUACGGUCUCCCUGUAGCAACAAAGGUAUUCUCGGUGUGGGUGUUGCAAGUGCACGAAUAUUUGCAAGUAUCAGUAAAGGAUUUUGAAAUUCUUUAAAGUUGUUGCUAUGUUCCAAUUUUCACGCCGUGGCUAUAGAGCAUUUACACCCUUUCUCCAGAAUACCCUUUUCCUGCACAGGCCUAUUGCGUCUUCCAGAUUAGGAUCGAUGCUCAAAAAGUAUGGGAACAAAAACACAUAUAAAAUAACCCUUUCAAAAAAAAAAGAAAUAAACCCUAUCUACACUUUUGUAAGUCACAGAGUAUGAAGAUGCUUGUAACUCAAGAACUAAAGAAAUGGGUCCAACAAAAUACAUUUGUUCAUAUACAGAAAGGAAGUUGAGCUCCAACAAUUUACAUCCACAAUCACCAGUGGCCUGUCAAUGACAUCUUCCACACAGAAGACAUAGAAUAACUUUCUCUGUUAUGUCCAUCAUAUACGCGACGCUGGCCGCUUUGCUACCAAAACAUUAUGAGCAACAUCGUGGAGUGCGACAGCCCAUUAAAAAAAAAAAAAUA